AUGGAGGUGGCCUUGGCAAAGUUGGACGAGCUCUACAGCAUACAUGACCACUUUUUCAGCGCUAACAAAGAGGAAAAGAAGCUCAAGCUGCAAGCACUGGUCGAUGAAGUGAUGGCGCUUGUCGAUGAUGUCGGCAUGGAUCGAUCUAACUCUCGCGAAUUGAAAGCCACUGCGUGGUACAUUCAAGGCAAAGCGCUCGAAGUAUUUCCCGAGUACAACCCGUCGUCUGAGGCAUUGCUCACGAAAGCGGCCAAGCUUGAUCCAUGCAAUUCGGACAUUUGGGUAUCUCUUGGAAACUGCUUUUGGAAGAAGGGCGAUCUGGAGGCUGCCAAGAACUGCUUUGAAUCGUGCUUGGAUUAUGGGCCUAGCAAGCAUGCGCUGCGGAGCCUAUCCAUGGUAUUGAGGAAAAUGGGCACCAACGUCGAAGAAAAGACCAGCAAUAUCAAGGCCAGCAUCACCCACGCAAAGGCAGCGCUGAAUUUGGACAUCCAGGAUGGUGAAUCGUGGUAUGUCAUGGGCAACGCGUACCUCGCCUUGUUCUUUGCUUGCUCCCACAGCACAGUCGACUUGGACCGAUCGCUCGCCGCCUACGCUCGAGCUGAAGCCGGAGGGGCGGCCAACAACCCCGACCUGCACUUCAAUCGAGCCAACGUGCAUCGUUACAAAGAAGACUAUGCGCUUGCAGUGCAGAGCUUUUGCAAGGCGCAUGCCCUGGAUCCGUCGCUUCGCGCGAUGGCGAUCGUGGAUGGUAUUCUUCGGUGGACGCUUCGAGUUUCCAACUUAAUCCAUCAUAAGGGGAGGUUCAAAGUCACCCGCAUUGCGCAAUUGGCAUCUGCGUUGCCGCCUGUGUGUGAAGUCCAAGGGCGAACUCGUGUGUCGAUCUCAUCCUUGCAGCAAGGCCACAAUGAAGGGAAGGUCGUCGCAUUAAAGCUGCUCGUGGAUGUAGUCCGAGGAAACGAGCCACCUGGGUGUUUUGUCAUGAUGGACGAGGCGCAAACGUGCUGUGCCGUGUCAAUAUACCACUUGGACAGCGUCGCGUACACGAAAAUGACGGAGCGGGAUGUGUUCUACGUCCUGGACCCUUUCGUCAAGGUCGUGCACCUCGAGUACAACUGCAUGUCGAUCAACUACGUGUGCCUCCACGUGGCCGAGCCACAUUUGUUUCUUAUCAACGGCCACGUCGUGGCGGAGUCGUACGCGCAUGCUGAGAUUCAUUUGAAGAAUUUUGAUUUGUAG
This is a messenger RNA of Aphanomyces invadans, 1236 nucleotides long. RefSeq lists its product as hypothetical. The record is from RefSeq and is a predicted model, not a curated record. Gene Ontology annotation, molecular function: protein binding. The transcript is spliced from 11 exons. Bases 1 to 1236 code for a protein of 411 amino acids. Lineage: Eukaryota; Oomycota; Saprolegniomycetes; Saprolegniales; Verrucalvaceae.